Penicillium brasilianum is the source of this 2427-nucleotide messenger RNA. The record is from the annotation of a GenBank genome assembly. Lineage: Eukaryota; Fungi; Ascomycota; Eurotiomycetes; Eurotiales; Aspergillaceae.
CCGAGAAGACCCUCCGGAUUACUGAUGCUGGUAGCCUGGAGCCACUUUCAACAGAAUGGGGGUAUAUUCAUAUUCUAAUCGAGCCCAUAAUGCCGUAGCCUAAUCGCGAGCGGUGAUGACAAUGUUGAUUCUCCACCGUGACCAGGCAGCCUAUUCUGCUAGAGGACCGAACAGAACUUGGUAUUGGGCGAUAUAUAAAGAUCCAUUAACAUCCCUAUUCUAGGUGACUGUUACACAAGGGUCGACCGCAUUCAUUCAUAUACCAACACUGCAAAGGAGCUUCACCUGGCAGCCAUCCAUGACUGCUCCUCCACCUCCCCCUCCUCCUCUUUCGCGAUUUUCUUCCCCCUCUGCUUUGAUUCUUACAUCGACUGCUGGUUCUGAAAAUCUCUUUGCAGGCGAAGCAACCGAAAAGAAUCAUUACAAGAGCAAUGAUGUGACGAUCUUUGCAUGGAACGGAGAUAAUACGGACACAACUGAAUUCGAAUUUCCAAGACUGGAAGAGAGUAAAGGGAGUGUUUCGCUUCGCGCCGUGGUUACCCAAUAUGUUGGAUCUCUUCAUUCUCGGAAAGUGACUGCCGACAAGCUUUUCCAAAUACUCGGACGCUUGAGAUGUCUGCGGUAUGCGAUUGACAGUUACAAUUCUGGCUUGCUGUCCCAGACCCACGAAUUCACCCAAUACUGGCGUCACCAUACCUUAGGCUUGCUCUCUGGUUUCGGAUUCCGUCCGGGUGCUGAACCAGAGAUAAUUCAAGUUGUUGGGCUCCCUGAGCUUAUCUCUCAACUAGAAUUGAUCUUUCAGAAAAGAAUCCAAGAAGCUCAAGAGUCGAUCGCAAGGGGAAUGAUUACCUUUGAUGGAUUGGGCGAACUGUUCAAACCAGAUAUGCCUGUGAAAUGUACGGCUGUCCCUGCAUCUGCUCCAUGUGUUUACCGUGUCUCGGAUUGCUUCUAUGAAGAGCGCCGUACACUCUUUGGAUCACAAAAGCACUUCCAUGUCACGAUGGAGGUGGUAGUUCUAGUAGGAGACCACUUCUCCGUGGUCACGUUCUCGGAGGUUUUACCUCCUUGGAGUGGAGUGCAUCGUCGCAGUCUCGCUGACUUCGGUUACCAUCCUAUAACUGAGAGUGAACGGCAAAUGUUUCAAGCACGCGGUGAACGAGUUGUCGAACAUGGGCUAGGUGGCGCCAAAUACCUUAGCUAUGGAGCCAACACCUUCUAUGUCCAUACGAGUCGAUCCAAAAGAGACGUUUCUGGGAUGACACAGGCUACUAAUAGCACAGUUUCCCUGACAUCAGGUCGCAUUAUGAUUGACGUGGCCCGAGGAUCGUCACUGGGGCACUACCCUUGUCAGGGCGUUGAUGAGGCGACCUUGUCUAUAAUACAGCUCGCAGGGCGCUAUCGGCAAUGGCUUUCUAAGCGGUCCCGCUUCGACACGCUGGAGACCGAUCAGCUCAUUUUAUGGGAGACUGUGCCCAGAGACUUUGUCAUCUUUUGCUGGCCCACCCUUGUCGGCUUCAGCUUUACUACUAAGGCUUGGGGCCAUGUUCUGGUUGACGGUCUAUCGCCUAUUGAGUUUCAGGAUCAAGCGUUUGAUCAUUUAGUACUCCAGCAGGAGCGCAAAGACCUUAUUCGCGCGGUGGUUCGCCAUGGAACGGCCCUUCAAACACCCGAUGUCAUUGGUGGAAAACAAGGCGGGCAGAUAUUUCUCCUACACGGGCCUCCAGGAGUUGGGAAGACUCUGACGGCUGAAGCCAUUGCAGAAGUUCUCCAUCGUCCACUAUACUACGUCACCAUGGGUGAGCUUGGAGUGACACCGGAAGAUCUGGAGCGAAGAUUGUCCGAUGUUCUUGAAUUAUGUGCUGAGUGGGACGCACUGGCCGUUCUUGACGAGGCGGACGUCUUUCUGGAGACCCGAAGCACUUCUGACCUGAUUCGUAACGCGAUGGUCUGCGUUAUGCUCCGCAUUCUCGAGUAUCACCCCGGAAUAUUGUUUCUGACAACCAACCGGGUUCGAACAAUUGACCCAGCCUUUGAGAGUCGUAUCACCGUUGCUCUUCGAUACGAAGCGCUUGACCGUGAUGCUAGGUCGAAAAUAUGGAAAAGUCAAAUUGAACGACUUCCGACUCGUGGGUCCCCGAAUGUCGACUAUCGCAGACUUGCCGAACAACCACUCAACGGAAGACAGAUCAAGAAUGCGGUCAGAUUAGGGCUUAGUCUUGCUGCCGAAAAGGAGAGUCCACUGACAGAAUCCAUACUGCUCACCACAGUGGAGGUCAUUUCUAUGGGGCGCCAAAACAUUUUAGCAGAUGAUACGUGGGAGGAACGUGUAUGAAUUCCUUGAACUACGGAACUUUGGAGAGCAUAUUGGAAUCAUUAGUUGUGUGUAGAAUUAGAACCAAUAUAAGGUCGAGUUGGCUUAUCACUAAG